CUCCCGGUUUUGUUUUGAAGCCACAGUCCCCCUGGGAGCCUGCGCAGCACGGCCUAGGAAACACCCAGCCAGGCCCCGAGGCCUGGGCUCCUGGCCAACUGGGAGUUUCACUUUCUCAGGAAGUGGCUGAGAGCUCUGAGCAGGGUGGGAGGAAAGGCAGGCUGGCCUAGAGCUCGCUUCACCCGGGGUCCCUGGGAGCUGGGGCUCUGCUGGGGGCAGAGAAGAUCCCUAAAUCCGGAGGAAGGAAGCGGGGGGCUCUGAGGAAUCCACCGCCUGGGUCUGAGAGCACAGUCUGCACAGGCAGCCCUGUGGGGCUCAGACAUUAUGGAGCAGGGACCCGCUGGGAGCUCUGCAGCCACUGGUGGGGCCCAGGGCACAGUCUUUAUUAGAACCUUAACUGGCAGCGUGGGUGCCGUGGAUGUGCGUUGGGAUGACUCCGGGGAGGAUCUGAAGAGGAAGGUGAUAGAGGAAAACAUCCACCCCGGCGAUGUUGAUGGGCUUAGACUGAUAUUCAAAGGCAAACAUCUGGAAGAUGCCAGGAGCCUGCGGCACCAAGGGCUGACCAAUCACUGCACUCUCCAUGUGGUUCGUCGCUUGCGCGGUGGUGGUGAUAUAAGUUCCCUUCCUCCAGUCUGUGACUUUCCUGCUGUAACUGCACAAGGCAGAGAGGAAGCCCAGCCACCCCAUUCGUCAUCUCCAGACAAAGAAGAACCUGAGGAACAAACACGAGAAGCAAGAAGAGCAGUGGCUGCGUGUAGAUACUCUGCCGUGUUAAAGGGAAAAUGCAAGAGGUGUAUCGGAAAGAUCCUUCCAGAGGUAACGCCAGAGAUUGUUCCAGGCACAGAGGAGAACAGGACCGUCUACAGAGCUCGCAUCCCCAGCGCUGGCUCCUUCCGCUGCUCCGAAACGGGGCUUGGCUUUGAGGUGAGUGCAGCAGUGACCGUCGAGUACGAAUACGGCUCCUGGGCGGAGAGUCUGAGCCCAUCUGCCAGGCAGGAGUGGAUGGUCGCCGGCCCCCUGUUCCACAUCAGGGCCGAGCCCGACACGGUGCGAGCCGUGCACCUCCCCCACUUCGUGUGCCUUGCAGGUGCUGCCAGCUCAGGGUGUUUCAAUCUCACUCCCCUCGCUCUCCCAUCUGCAGACGGAGGGGAUUUAAGUUCAUGCCAAAUCGCCCAUUUUGAAGCUGGCCACAUGACCCUGGAAACUCCAACGAGAAUCCAUCUCUUCCAUGUUGUCCUGGAGAAUCCCAGCUUCUCCCAGCUCGGCGUGCUUUGGAGAAAGAUACGUUCGACCGUAACGUUUAUUCCCAUCCAUUCCCUUGUGCUGAUCUACCGGGCACUCAGGGCUGCAGACAUAACUCUCCACCUCUACCUGAUCCCCAACGACCACUCACUCAGGAAGGCCAUUGAAGAAGAAGAAACGAAGUGGGAGUCAAAGCUCGUUCCCAAACCUCCUCAGACCAGUGCGCUGUACUUUGGAUCUCAGUAUGAGGUGUCUGGUACAUCAGAGCUAAAGAUAACACCUGACCACCUGGAGCUCUGCUAUAGAAGCCCCGCAGACCAGCAGUCCUAUAUUGAGCUCUACAUGACGGCUAUGGAGGAGGAGAUCAAGCUUCACAUGAAAGACAGAAAAGAUGGGAAAUUGGUUUGGAAGACGUUUGUGAGGCCAGGGGAUGUUCAAAUUCCUGCAGCAUCCUCCCAAACACUCCCAGCUCGAGGCGAGUCCUUUGUGAGGAAGCACCGGGAGCAGCUCCGUCGUCGAAUGGGAGUGAUCUAUCCCAUCCUGGCGCGCUUACGGGACAUAGAGGCAAUGAACAGUGAUGAAGAGGAGGAGGUGCUUAGUAUGCAGAACAAACAAAAGGUGAUGAACGAGGCCUUACUGCAGCUGGUUGAGCGGAAAGGAGCUCGGGCCCAAGAAGAACUCUACCAGAGUCUCAGAGAGACCGACCCUUACCUUGUACAGGACUUGGAACAAUCCAGCUAGGGCCUGGAGAUCCCGCUGACAGCCACCUGUGCUCCUGGCAGCUGCCCCUGCCAGUCUGGGGUGUGAACAUAUUCUUCCCUUUGUUACUUACGCAGCAACAUAAAGCUGGUGUGAUACGAGGAGCUUUUAAUCACAGUCUCCUUUAGGCCACCGCUACCUCUCACUCUUCCUUGGUCUCUCAGCAUUUCUUCUUGGGAUCUACCUGCUCUCAUCUUCUCCUACUGACAGUCUGGGGGAGCAUUUCCUUCUGUCCUCUCGACAAAAUAGGGGUCUUAGGCUCCCGGACGUCAGUACCUUGUAGACCCCUUUGUGCAAGGUUUCUGCAUGUUUUCUCCUCAGAGACUGAAGAAGGGGUUGCAUCUUUCCAAACAUACAGCCGAUCUCUCAGUUAACCAAGCUUUAUUUGGAAUGAAAGAGAGGAACAUUUUUAAAUAAACAUAAAUCAUUUUUUCUCAUCUCCAAAUGUUAGCCUCAAUUUUAGAAAAGUGUUUUUCCUGUUUCGUUGCAGAAAAGGAGGAAGACAAGGAAAGUUCUGACAUGAUCCAGCAGACAGAUUAGCCUUCUGCCCAUGUCCUGCCCCAGAGAACCUACGCUAGAGCUGACUUCCUUGGUCUGGCCCAGCACCCACCCCCCUGUGUGGGACCAUCCCGCUGGCUUUCAGCGCGUCACUCUUCAGUAGAACUGUAGCGGGUGGUUCCCCGCUCCUGCUGGGAAGGCCUUAAAACAGCUGCAGCUGAGCUGAUUGGGGAAGCAGCCACAGCUGGGCCACGCCCCAUCAGGCCACAGCUGGCCUGGAUAAAGAGGCUGUGAGCCAGGAGCCUCUCUCUGCCUUCAGAGGGAGAAGGGCCUGGCUGCAGGGAGCUAGACACAGGGUACCUGAGUCGAGCAGGGCUGGGGAAAGGCUGGGGAGCUCCAGCCUGGAAAGCCCCAGGCUGCAGCCUAGGAGAAGGCAAAGGGGUACUGGGGGUUGCAGAGGGCAGCCCAGGGCUAGGCCAAGGCAGCAGGUCCAAACCCAACCUUGCCGAUGAUGAGUGGCCUAUACUGCAGUCUACCCCAGGGAGCGGGGGCUAGUUGGAGACUGGCAGUGGCCUUAUCCUGAGGCGAGGUAGGGAUAGUGGGUGGGGGAUCCCCUGGGAGGGAAGAGCCUGAGAGAAAGGGGUUCCUGCCAGGGGGCAGCACCCCAGCUAAAAGGGCACUGGGGUCCAGGGAGGGACACAGGGCCAGAGGACAGGCGGAUCACCAGUCUGCAGAUGGUGCUCCAGGAUGCUGGAAGAGCUAAUUCCCAGAAGAGACCAGCAGGAGGCGUCGCAGGGUCAGAGUCGCUGAGGCCGGGGGUGCUCGGCUGGCGCACUCUGCCAGAACUGGGGCCAGAGUGAGCUGCUUGGCCGGUGCUGGACUGGGCCGCGCUGCGCCUUCCCGGAACCCUUCUCGCGCCCCCCGCCACCCCAGCUUACCUGCCAGCCUGCCUGCCCGCCCCUGCUUCUUUUCAGACUUCCCGCAAACCUCUGAUUCGCGGGAAGCAGGGGCGGGGGAGGAGCAGGGGGCGGAGCGUGCAGGGGAGGGGAGGAGGGAGAAGUGAGCUGGGGGCGGGGUGGAGAGCUGCGGCGCGGGGCCCUCUUAGAGCUGAAUCGGCUGAAUCGGCCUAAAGCCGGCCCUGCGGAGGGGUACUGGGCUAGGCCACUGGUGAUGGUUGGGGCUAUUGUGUGAGUGUUUUAAUGGCCGCUUUGCUGCACCUUGAUGGGUUUGUCCUGUGGCCUUUAAGGCCUGGCUGUCUCCCUCGGAGAGCUUUCACAGAGAACGUAUCUCCCCCUCUUCUGUUUGGUUUACAGUAAGAAAAUCAUUCCUAGAAUUAAGUUUAGCAGACUCUGUCCAUCCUACAUAUAAAGUAUAACCCCUGGCUGCUCUGUGGGGAUACCCUCGCACCGAGAAGCCCCACCUUGUAGAGGGCAGGGCUUUCUUGUCCUAGGGACUCCCAAGAUAACCUGGUAUCAAUACUACACACCUGCGUGACCUUCUGUCACCGCUCUGGUUGGGCUGCCCCUUCCAGUCGCCCCCUGCUCUGCUGUGAGGAAAUCCAAGCCUCUGUCCCUGAAUCCCGGGUGUUUUAAGGCUCCAGAGCCUGAACAGAGUCCAGCCACUGCCCAGUCAUGGGGUCCGUAGGCCCGCUGCUGCCGUGCAGAUCUGCAGUCUAACGCGCCCUUCUCAGAACUGGAACCUGCUCUCCAGCUGCCUCGCCCCGGCCUCAGUGUUAACCCUUCAGACUCCCCGGUACUUAAACACACCCUCUUCCCAGAACUCCACCCCAAGGCGGGAAGCUUCUGGUUUACACUGUCUCUCUCAGCAGCACACAAGCAGUUAUAAGCAAAUAACACACAGACACUUGGACAAGCACCUAAUACAAUUGCUGUUUUAUACCCCAAAGAGUACAAAUCACUUAGACACACCAACCAUCCUACCCACAAUGCCCCUCCCUA
Messenger RNA from Malaclemys terrapin pileata, 4457 nucleotides. Its product is annotated as caspase recruitment domain-containing protein 8-like. Gene Ontology annotation, biological process: regulation of apoptotic process. Bases 325 to 1983 code for a protein of 552 amino acids. Gene Ontology annotation, cellular component: canonical inflammasome complex. The transcript is spliced from 11 exons. Gene Ontology annotation, molecular function: protein binding. NCBI's taxonomy places the organism in Eukaryota, Metazoa, Chordata, Testudines, Emydidae. The record is from RefSeq and is a predicted model, not a curated record.